AUGUUGCGAUUAAUUGCAACUUCUCCAUUGAUAUUACUACUGCUCUCGUUUGUUGUGUCCGAGAUCAAUGCCGACGAAACAAAGUGUUCUAUAAAACCGUACGAAGCGAAAGGGGACAAAAGCCCCGGGAGCAAUGGAUACGUCAUCGAGGUGAGCGAGGAAGAGAGGGCGAGAGGCGGAAGAGAAAGAGAGGGUUCAGAUCAACGGCACUUCCUCAAAGUCCAUGGACACUUCGAAGGGAUUCAUCCCCGGAGAAGUCUAUAAAGUGUCAAUUCGUGGAUGGAGAACCCAACACACAGUGAAAACGUUCCGAGGAUUCGUCAUCUCUUCCUUGUUCGAAGAUAACUCGUCCGCCGGCUCCUGGCAAGUUGUGAAGGCCACGGAGACGCACGUACUUCCCCCGGAUGUCGUCGUUCCGGAGUGUCACACUCGAAUCUCAAGUCGAAGACGUCAGUCCACAUGAUGUGGAAGGCUCCUGAAGUAGAAGAUCUUCGCUAAUCUCUCCCCAUACUCUAUCCAUUUCUUAAGGUUUCGUCUGGAUGUGUCAUGUUCCGGGCGUCAGUAAUUGAAACCAAGUACGUGUGGUUCACGGAAGCAGAAGGACUCACCGUGAAAUUUUGUGUGCAGAGUUGGAACCUUUACACUUUGCGAAUCCCAAUUGCCUUGCUUUCAGAAGGAACUCAGAUUCUGAAGCCCGUGGACGAUCCGUCGGCCACGUGUUGCGCCUGCGACAUUGCGCAGUACGAGCUGGAGUUCACCGGAAUCUGGAGCAAGCACACUCAUCCGAAGGACUAUCCGACUCGUGAAUCACUCAUCUCUCCCGCCCUGAAUACAUUUUUUCAGUGGAGCACUUGACUCACUUCACGGACAUGCUCGGGUCUUCGCACUCUGCCAACUACUCCCUCUGGACUAUCGGCGCCAUUUCGUCGGACGGAAUGAAGGAGAUUGCCGAGUGGGGAAACACGUACAAAGCGGAGAGCGAGGCGAAAGCGAAGGCGUCCGAAGUGCGCAGUCUGAUGAAGGUGAAGGGACUGUGGUUCCCGGAUGUGCAGGGCACCACCAAGUCGCAGUUUGUGGUCAACAAGUCAGUCGACUUGGUCUUCUUUUCUAUCACUGCCGCCUUCCAGGUAUCAUCAUUUCGUCUCGCUCGCCACCAUGUUCGGCCCUUCGCCCGACUGGUGCGUCGGCCUCAAUUCCGUCAAUCUCUGCCUUCCCGACUGUUCGUGGGCGGAGGAAAGAACUUUCGAACUGCAGCCGUUCGACGCGGGAACCGACUCCGGACCCGGUUACAUGAGUCCGAAUCUUCCGACGGAACCCCGCGAACCGAUCCAUUGGAUCACAACCAAACUGAAUCCGCAGAGUCCGUUCUACAGUGAAUCCUCGGAUACCAUUCCCACGUUGGCAAAAGUGAUUCUGCGCAGAAAGAAUUUGACGUCGUCGGAGUGCAAAACAGACGAAGCCUACAAGGCAGAAGCGCACAAUAUCACAAACACAAGUGAAGAUGAGGAGUACAAGGACAGAAGUGAGAAAGGGAAAUGAAAACGGAGCAGUGUAAGGAUCGUACUUUCAGGGGAAUGCAUGAUGACGCAGUGGGAGCCGUGGAGUCUGUGCUCUGCCACGUGUGGAAAGGGAAUCCGAAUCCGCAGUCGUGUCUACGUGUUCCCGAUCAAGGCCCAAGUGUUCCAUUGCCACCGACAGACCACCGAGAAACAGUUUUGUAAUGCGAAAAUCAACGAGUGCGAGAGUAAUCAUCCUCUUUCCGAUGUUUCAUCUUUUCCCAUUCUCUUCAGAUUCUGAAGCAUUCAGUUCAAAGUGCCAAGUGAGUUCGUGGGGAGCGUGGGGCGAGUGUUCAGUUCAGUGCGGCCACGGAAUGCGAGGCAGGAACAGAACGUUCCUGAAUCCGGCGACGAACGCCGAGAACUGCAAUGUCGAGUUGGAAAGGAAGGAUAUUUGCGUGGGCGAGAACGGAGAGGAUUGCAAUGUGACUCCGGACCCGCUGUGCAAGACGACGAGCUGGUCGGACUGGUCUCCGUGCUCGGCCUCCUGCGACGAGGGAGUCCGCGUCCGCACCCGUCUUUUCUUCUACUCCGAGCACGAGAAGCGGUGCCAGCACGUGAAUCUACAGGAGAAAGACACGUGUGUGAUGCAAUCGUGCAGACGAUUCAUCGAGAUAAACUCGGAAGGUGCACGGAUUCUUUCCGAAACUCUUCCAAUAACACCCCCUUUUCAGAAAUCUGUCAGGAGGAGAAACAGUCGGGACAGUGCGCGGGCAGCUUCCCCCGCUACUGGUACAAUUCGGAACGAACGCAAUGCGAACGGUUCAUCUUCACUGGUUGCAAAGGAAAUCGGAAUCAGUUUGAGACGGAGGAGGAGUGCAAACAGAUCUGUCUUCCCGGAUACGAGAAGAGCAAGGCGCUCAUUCCGAACCACCAGCUGUUCGAGGAGUUCGGCGGCGAAUCCGUCAACGACGGAGGCGAGAAAGUGGACUGCGAAGUGUCGAAAUGGUCCGACUGGGGCUCGUGCUCGGUGAGCUGCGGCCGGGGAAGGAAGGCGCGAACACGGCAGUACGUGAAGCUGGCGAGGAACGGAGGGCACCAGUGCUCGGAGCACCUCACCCAGGAACUGCAGUGCCGACUGAGACCGUGCCGUGAGUGCCCGUCCUUCCGAUCUAUUCUCAACUCCCUUUUUUCAGCCGUCAAACUAGCCUGCCAAGUGGGACCGUGGUCCCGUUGGACUCCGUGCUCCGUCUCGUGCGGUGAAGGCGUUCAGACCCGGAGAAGAAGAGUGAUCAGAGCCAGAAAUGAUGAUUGGGAGGAGAUAGAAUGCAACGAAGCCGAGACUGAGUCACGAGAGUGCACAGGCCGCCAUCACUGUUGA
Molecule: messenger RNA, 2877 nt
Organism: Caenorhabditis sp. 36 PRJEB53466
Lineage: Eukaryota; Metazoa; Nematoda; Chromadorea; Rhabditida; Rhabditidae
Source: the annotation of a GenBank genome assembly